CGCGGCAGGCAGCAUUCAGGGGCAGACAUCAUCAUGAGGACCGGAGAGGAAGCCGUCGUGCUCGUCGCUGCUGCAAGGACCCCCAUCGAAAAUAUCAAUGCAGCCCUGGGGGCUCCUCCUUCCCCUGUGCUUUGCUUGCAGUGAUUGGGCAGUGGCUAUAGAGCCAUUCUGUGGAGGAGGGCUGUGAUUGCCUGGAGAAGCUCACUGAUGUGUUUCUCUCGCUCCGAUUGGGCCACGACUGGUAGAACCACGAAACUGAAUCGCCUUCUGUUCACUCAUUCCAUUAACAAAACCUCAGGCUGCUCUUCUAAUGCGCCUUCUCUCCACAAAGAACUGGGAUCCUUCAAUAGUGCCUUGUCUACUUUGCAUGCCCAUGAGCUGGCUUCCGUAGCCAUUAAGGAGUCCUUGCAGAGGGCAAAAGUCAAUCCAAAAGAAGUGUCUGAAGUUAUAUUUGGACAUGUCUUGGCUGCAGGUGCCGGUCAGAAUCCUGCUCGGCAAGCCAGCAUCGGUGCAGGGAUUCCAUAUGAGGUACCAGCUUGGAGCUGCCAAAUAUUAUGUGGUUCAGGCCUGAAAGCGGUGUGCCUAGGAGCGCAGUCCAUCAUGACCGGCGAUUCCAGCAUUGUGGUGGCUGGAGGCAUGGAAAGCAUGAGCAAGGCGCCACACGUCAUUCAUAUGCGCGGUGGUGUGAAGAUGGGGGAAGCUUCUUUGCAGGACUCUAUUAUCCUAGAUGGUUUGACGGAUGCCUUUUACCAUUACCACAUGGGUGUAACUGCUGAAAAUGUGGCCAAGCAAUGGCAGGUUAGUAGAGAGCAGCAAGACCAACUGGCUGUGAAGUCUCAGAACAAGGCUGAGAACGCCCAGAAGGCUGGCUACUUUGACAAAGAGAUUGUUCCUGUUCUUGUGCCAUCCAGGAAAGGUCCUGUAGAAGUUAAAACCGAUGAACAUCCCCACCAUGGUAGCAACUUAGAAACAAUGGCAAAGCUAAGGCCUUACUUUGUAAUGGAUGGGACAGGAACCGUGACUGCAGCAAAUGCUUCAGGUAUCAAUGAUGGUGCUGCCGCUGUAAUUCUCAUGAGGAAAGCCGACGCUGUUCAGCGAGGUCUUGCUCCUUUGGCACACAUUGUGUCGUGGGCUCAAACUGGUGUGGAUCCUUCUAUCAUGGGCAUGGCACCCGUCUCGGCUAUAAGGAAAGCUCUUGAAAAAGCAGGUUGGACAGUAGAUCAAGUGGAUUUGUAUGAAAUCAAUGAACCGUUUGCUUCUGUGGGUGUCGCAAUAAUUAAAGAGCUAAAAUUGAACCCAGAAAAGGUUAACAUCGAAGGUGGGGCUAUUGCCCUCGGUCAUCCUCUUGGAGCAUCCGGCUGUCGAAUCCUUGUUACUCUGCUGUAUGCGCUAGAACGAACAGGCGGAAAACGGGGUGUUGCUGCUUUAUGUGUAGGAGGAGGGAUGGGUAUAGCAAUGUGUGUAGAAAGAUAAGUGAAGCAUUUUCCUUCUGUACCAAUUUCUGGCAUGGUUUAUCUUUAUUGGUAAUAAAGUCAGUUUGUCAAUUUUAA
Messenger RNA from Elgaria multicarinata webbii, 1550 nucleotides. It is a transcript of the gene ACAT2, whose product is annotated as acetyl-CoA acetyltransferase 2. The coding region runs from base 208 to 1473 and encodes 421 amino acids. Gene Ontology annotation, cellular component: mitochondrion. Gene Ontology annotation, molecular function: acetyl-CoA C-acetyltransferase activity. Gene Ontology annotation, biological process: fatty acid beta-oxidation. The record is from RefSeq and is a predicted model, not a curated record. The transcript has 10 exons. NCBI's taxonomy places the organism in Eukaryota, Metazoa, Chordata, Lepidosauria, Squamata, Anguidae.